UGUCCCUUGAAGUGAUAGUUCAACGAAACAGAUUAGAAUACGAAUUGAACGACGCGUUUCUGUCACGAGCUAUAGAAGGUAACGAACGCACUGCUCUCUCUGUGAAGCUCAAACAUAGCCAUGUUUGGACAAAUAGGCACUGUAAAAUCACAGAAACCCUAAUCCAUUCACUCAAUCACUGUUUCAUUAGAAUAUAAAAAUUAGAAAGAGUUUUGCAGAGAGAGAAAAUGGGAGGGUGUUUUUCAGAUAUGAAAGGAGGGAAGCAAGCGGUGGGAGGGAUACGUGAAGCAGCUACUGGCGUAGAACCGCAAAACGACGCCGUUGAUUUCUUUUACAAGACUCAAGGGUUUCAGCAGUUGUUCACGCGAGUUGAGUUAUCUCUUUCAGCUUCCAACUUACUUGAUCGGGACAUUACCUCAAAGAGUGAUCCCAUGGUUGUGGUAUUUACAAAGAAAAGAGAUGGUCAAUUGGAAGAAUUAGGUCGCACUGAAGUAAUUAUGAAUUGUUUGAAUCCAGAGUGGAUAGAGAAAAUCAGUGUUGCGUUUCAAUUCGAAAUUGUGCAACCACUUGAAUUUCAUGUGUAUGACAUCGACACUAAAUAUUAUGGCGUUCCCGCUAAGACACUAAAAUUGCGAGAUCAAGAAUUUAUUGGAAUGGCCAGUUGCACUUUAUCAGAGAUUGUGACUAAACAAAGUAGGAGGUUAACAUUAAGGCUCGAAAACAAAAGCGGGAAUGGCGGUUUGAGAAACCUAGGAGCAAUUACGGUUCAUGCAGAGGAGACGGUUGCUUCAAGGAGUGUAGUUGAGAUGGUCCUGCGUUGUUCUCGCUUGGACAACAAGGAUGUUUUUUCCAAAAGUGACCCUUUUCUAAGAAUAUCAAGAGUGGUCGAGAGUGGAGGUCAUAUUCCUAUCUGCAAAACUGAAGUUAUCAACGACAAUUUAAAUCCAAAAUGGAGACCAGUUUGUCUUGGUGGUCACAAGUUUGGAAGUAAAGAAAAUCCAUUAUUGAUAGAGUGUUUUGAUUUCAAUAGCAGCGGCGAUCACGUACUUAUUGGCAAAAUGCAGAAGUCGGUAGCGGACCUUGAAAAAUUAUAUAAAGAGCGUACGGGCGCAAAUUUUGUCAUAUCAUCCAAAAGCCACAUAAAAGAGAAGGUUUUGAAGGGUCAACUGUUUGUGGAUCAGUAUUGUGAAAAGGAGCGGUUCAGUUUUAUCGACUACAUAUCUAAUGGUUUUGAACUGAACUUCAUGGUUGCUGUAGAUUUCACUGCUUCAAAUGGAAAUCCUCAACUUUCAGAUUCCUUGCAUUACAUUGAUCCACAUGGUCGGUUAAAUUCAUACCAAAAGGCUAUAAUGGAGGUUGGAGAAGUUAUUCAGUUUUAUGAUUCUGAUAGGCGAUUUCCCACUUGGGGCUUUGGAGGGAAGAUGCCAGGUGGUACCGUAUCCCACUGUUUUAAUCUAAACGGGAGCUCCGGUGGCUCUGAGGUUGUAGGAGUUGAAGGCAUAAUGGAUGCUUAUGGCAGUGCUUUGCGCAGUGUCACUCUGUCAGGACCCACUUUAUUUGGUCCAGUUAUCAACACGGCAGCCCAAAUAGCUGGGCAGUCCCUCACAUCACACAACAACACUAUGUAUUAUGUAUUGCUUAUCAUCACGGAUGGAGUUGUCACUGAUUUUCAAGAAACAAUAAAUGCUCUCGUUAAAGCAUCUGAUCUUCCCCUAUCUAUUCUCAUAGUUGGAGUUGGAAAUGCUGACUUCACAAGCAUGGAGGCGCUGGAUGCUGAUAAUGGGCGUCGAUUAGAGAGUUCUACUGGUCGUGCAGCUACACGAGAUAUAGUACAGUUUGUCUCUAUGAGGGAAGUACAGAGUGGGCAAGUAUCUGUUGUGCAAGCUCUUUUGGAAGAACUACCUGAACAAUUUUUGUCUUUCAUGCAAAGCAGAGACGUCAAGCCUCAGCCACGCCCUUCUCAUUUUCCUCAAGCAUCCACAUCCACCAUGCAAUAGAUUUUACCAUUACGGCCCACCCACAAGGUGGGCAGAUAUAAGCGGCGCAAACUCUUCUGGAAUGAACAACUUUUGUGUUUUAGUCUUUCUUCACUUGAAUGGAUUUGAAGGUAAAUUUUUUAUUGUUUAUUUGAGUGAAUUUUGGAGGUAAGUGAGAGUAGAUUUGAAAGUAAUUUUUUUUAAUCUGUCACAUCAAUCAAAUUCUACACUAAUUCAUAAAUUUUACUUCCAAAUCCAGUCUCGCUUACCUCCAAAAUCCAUUCAAAUAAACAACAAAAAAUUUAUCUUCAAAUCCUCUCAAAUUCAUUCAAUUACUCUCUCUCAAAUCCAUUCAAACGAAGCAGGGACAUCAAGCCUCAGGCAUAAACUUCCACCAUGCAAUAGAAUUUUUAGGAGGGAGAAGAAGAGUGUAUCUUAUUAUCAAUAGUGAAAUAUAUCCUCCUGGGUUAUCCACUCCUUGUCUUUUGACGACCAAUGAUCUAUUUAGACUAUCCAUCACUUAUUGCAUCAAUUUCAUACUGUAAUGGGAAUCCCCGCCAGAUUCCCUAUCUACCUUCUACAGCGGACGGUUCUGUUUUCAGGUUUACAGACCAAUUUAUAUUGAUGCCUACUACUGAUAGUGCAAACAAUAAUAUAA
Molecule: messenger RNA, 2634 nt
Organism: Vigna angularis (adzuki bean)
Lineage: Eukaryota; Viridiplantae; Streptophyta; Magnoliopsida; Fabales; Fabaceae
Product: protein BONZAI 3-like
Exons: 17
Coding region: 228-1997 (589 amino acids)
Biological process (GO): cellular response to calcium ion
Cellular component (GO): plasma membrane
Molecular function (GO): calcium-dependent phospholipid binding
Source: RefSeq, a predicted model, not a curated record